AGAGGGGAGAAGCAUCCAAGCAACAGUAGCGGCUCCUUGCUUGUGCGCAUGCGCAAGAGGGAGAAGAUGAGGACAAGCGAAAGCCAGAGGAAAGAAAAAAAAAAAGAGAGAGUUCUGAGCCGCAGCAAGCAACCCGAGAGCAACGGCUGGCCCGCGCGUGCGCACACGGAGCCGCGAGGAAAGCAAGGCAAGCAAGCAAGCAAGCAAGCAAAGCGUGCGCGCGCGAGGCGCUCCUAUUUAGAACGCCUGGGCAGAGGGAAAGCCAAGCUGCGCGCGCGGCUCAGGACCCUAAUAUUCCCUCAUGCGAUUAUGAGAGGCUGUUGAUUCCCCUGCACUAGGCCUCAUCCAACGGUUAUCUUCUCCUGCCAGGACUUUUGAAACACCACCAAGAAGAGCCUGUGGAGUAAUUCUCAAUCCUUUGACAGGGACAGCACUAUCUUAAGGAAUCUGUUUUUACUGUUCUUGCAUGGGACACUGUGAUACACAGCCUCCGCCUUUUGAGAUAAGAAGCCUUUCAUUGUUUUCUGCAACAGGAUUGUAAGGAGUAUUUGCAACGAAAAUUCACCCAUCUUUUUUGGCAUGUCGCCCUGCAAACACAGUGGAUUGUAACCUUACUUUCACCAGGUACCCUGUAGCCUUUUUGCACGCUUUGGGGGAAAAAAAUAUUUGCGCUCAGAAGAAAUUACCUCUAUGCAUUUUGCUGUGCCAAAAAUAUUUUUGACCUAACAAGCAGGACUUUCCACCAGGGUUUUUGCCUCUUUGGGGUAAACAUCAAGGACAGAAAUUUAGUAUACAUCGUUUACAACCGCCUUUUUGCUUGGAUCUGUAGGCUGCCUUUGGGAAGAAAAAAAACCUUACCUUUGCUGCCUGAUAAAUGGGAAUCUUUGGACUAAUCACCCGUGAAAAAUUUGCCUACAAAAUCAUGAGUGUUCACCAUCUCACCAGCUUUGGUCAUGCUUUUGGAAAAUAUACCUGAUAAUCAUUGCUGUCUAGACACCACAGUGUAUUAGUCGAUUCGUCAAUCAGUGCUAAGACAUGAGUCUUUCUCUCAAGGGAGUACUUGGUAACAGGGUUGGCAUCUUUGCCCUUUUGAAAGCUCUCCUUCCUCUUACUACUUAGCGCUCCAGCCAACAGCGGGUUAUAGUUAUCAGGGCAGUCAUACUGUUUCUGCCCCGUUCGUUCCUGCUGCCGAGAUGGCUUCAGUCCGGUUCAUGGUUACUCCCACCAAAAUUGAUGAUAUUCCAGGCCUGUCUGACACCAGCCCGGAUCUCAGCUCUCGCUCCAGCUCCCGCGUCCGCUUUAGUUCCAGAGAAAGCGUCCCUGAAACAAGCCGCAGCGAAGGUGCCAGUGACUUCUCUAGAGCGACCACAUCACUGGCCACUGAAGCAGCCGAGCCAGCGAACGAAAAGGCAAACAGUCCUCGCACGGAUGCGGCUGAAGGGCAUAAGCUUAGGCCCAUGCUUAUAGAGCUGGGACAGAGAUCAAUGCAGGAAAACUGGAACAGCGAGGAACAGAACAGCAGAUGAGGAUUCAAUCACAUUGCAGUUGAGUGUAUGCAGUGAUUUCCAAAUGAAGAGUCUGAAGAGCAAGCCGUUCAGUUGCAGGAAUCCUGCAAUUUCAUGAAGAAUUAC
Molecule: messenger RNA, 1631 nt
Organism: Anolis sagrei ordinatus
Lineage: Eukaryota; Metazoa; Chordata; Lepidosauria; Squamata; Anolidae
Source: RefSeq, a predicted model, not a curated record